Erythranthe guttata (spotted monkey flower) is the source of this 2747-nucleotide messenger RNA. RefSeq names its product Phototropic-responsive NPH3 family protein. NCBI's taxonomy places the organism in Eukaryota, Viridiplantae, Streptophyta, Magnoliopsida, Lamiales, Phrymaceae. The record is from RefSeq and is a predicted model, not a curated record. Gene Ontology annotation, molecular function: protein binding.
AAAGCUCCUUCCUUCCUUCCUUCCUUCAUCACAUAUUUAUAUAUAUAAUUAAAAUCUAGAGAGAGAAAACUGAAAAAGCUUCUUCUUUGAAGGAAGGGGUUUUGGUUUUGGUGUCUCAUAUGUCACAAAGGGGGGUUCAGUUUUGGAAUCUUGUGGUGGUUAAGUAGUGGUUCGUGUCAGAGUAGUAACUGGGUUUGUUUUUUUCUCUCUCUCUCUCUGGAGGGGUUGACCUAAAUCUGGUGUCUCAUUCGAAUUAUUUAUUUUAUAGUUAUUAUAUAUCCUUGGGGAAGGCAUUUUGCUCUGUGGCUGAGAUUUUGGAAGGCAGUUUCUCAUGUGGGGUGGAUAGUUCUUUUGGGGUUUGGUUGAGUUGAGCAUUUUUGCUGCAUUUAUUGCAAUCUUGAUUAAAAUGCUGCUGUAAUUUUUUCUUCUGCUUUGGGUUGCUGAAUUAAGUGUCUGCAGUUUUUGGACCCAAAGAUCUGAGUGAGAAAAGUUUGGUUUCGGAGUUUUUGAGGAAGUUUUUUUCUUGUCUGAAACUUUUAAGAUUUGCUGGAAAAAAAUAUUCUAAGUGCUGAGGUUUUGAAGAGAUGGCGGCUUGUAUGAAGUUGGGAUCCAAAUCUGAUGCAUUCCAGAGGCAAGGCCAAGCCUGGUUUUGCACAACCGGUCUCCCUAGUGAUGUUAUUGUCGAAGUUGGAGAAAUGUCGUUCCACCUUCACAAGUUUCCAUUGCUUUCAAGAAGUGGGGUUAUGGAAAGACUCAUCGCAGAUGCAUCCGAACAAGAAGAAGGCUGUCUCAUUCAACUCCCCCAAAUUCCCGGUGGAUCGAAAACGUUCGAACUUGUAGCUAAAUUCUGCUACGGUGUCAAACUCGAACUCACCUCUGCGAAUGUUGUUCACCUUCGAUGUGCUGCCGAACAUCUUGAAAUGACCGAAGACUAUGGAGAGGCCAAUCUAAUCUCCCAAACCGAAAUCUUUCUCAAUCAAGUUGUUCUUCGGAACUGGAAAGACUCUUUGAAAGCACUACAAACGUGCGAUGAUGUCAUCUCCGAAGCCGAAGAACUCCAAAUACCGAAAAGAUGCAUCGACUCUUUGGCAGCCAAGGCAUGUACGGACCCGAAUCUAUUCGGGUGGCCCGUUAUGGAGCAUGGUGGGCCCAUGCAGAGUCCAGGUGGCAGCGUGCUGUGGAAUGGGAUAAGCACGGGCGCACGGCCGAAGCAUUCGAGUUCCGAUUGGUGGUACGAGGAUGCUUCGAGUCUAAGUUUGCCUCUCUACAAGAGGCUAAUUUCGGCCAUGGAAUCUAGAGGGGUAAAACGGGAAAUUGUCGCGGGCUCGCUUAAUUGUUACGCGAAGAAAUACCUACCGGGAAUCAACCGACGACAGGGCGCUAGCAAGGCGAGCAACAACCGUGUUGUGGCCCCACUUUCCGAAGAGGAUCAGAAGAUUCUUCUAGAAGAAAUUGAUCAGUUACUUCCAUUGCAAAAGGGACUUUGUGCAACGAAGUUUCUAUUCGGCUUGCUCAGAACAGCCAAGAUUCUUAAAGCGAAUCCCACUUGUGUAUCGAAUUUGGAGAAGAGAAUAGGUGUGCAGCUCGAUCAGGCUACCUUAGAGGAUCUCUUAAUGACGAACUCUUCGGAUUCGAUGGAAACUCUGUACGAUGUGGACUGUGUGCAGCGUAUUCUAGAACAUUUCUUGACCAUGGAUGGUGGUGGUGGCGGCGGCGGGGGUGGUGAGUCACCGGAAUCAGUGGAAGAUGGCGGCAGCCAAUUGAUGGGUUCGCCUUCGCUGACACCGAUAACAAUGGUGGCUAAGUUGAUCGAUGGAUUCCUAGCAGAGGUUGCAUCAGAUGUUAUAUUGAAGCUCCCGAAAUUUCAGUCUUUAGCUGCUGCUGUGCCGGAGUAUGCACGCCCGUUGGACGAUGGUCUUUAUCGUGCGAUCGAUAUUUAUCUCAAGUCUCAUCCAUGGUUAGCCGAAUCGGACAGAGAACAGCUCUGCAGGCUAAUGGACUGCCAAAAGCUCUCUCUCGAAGCAUGCACGCACGCAGCCCAAAACGAGAGGCUGCCUUUAAGAGUGAUAGUCCAAGUCCUCUUCUUCGAGCAGCUCCAGCUCAGAACCUCCAUAGCUGGUUGCUUCUUAGUUUCAGACAACCUAGGUGGUUCGAGGCAGUUGAGGAGCGGUUUGGUGGGGCCCACAAACGAAGGCGGGUGGGCCACGGCUGUAAGGGAAAACCAGGUCUUGAAAGUGGGCAUGGAUAGUAUGAGGAUUAGGGUUUCUGAGCUCGAGAAAGAGUGCUCGAAUAUGAGAAACGAGAUCGAGAAAUUGGGUAAGGGGAAAGGAUCGAGCACCACCACCUGGGGAAACGUGUCGAAGAAGUUAGGGUUUCGGUUGAAGUCUCAGAUGUGCAGUGCUCAAGAGGGGUCUGUCAGUAAGCAGAACAACAAUGGUGGUAAUGUAAAGAUUGAGAAGGUUGUUAGGGAAAGACACCAUGGGAAGGAGAAGAGGAACUUGACAUCAGAUGAAUAGAAUGAAUUUGGUGUUUGAUUUGUUUUUUGUUAUUUUUUUAAUAAUUUAUUUAUUACAAGUUUGUGUAUGUUAGUUUCUUGAUUUGUGUCAUGGUCCAUCAAUUAAUGUAUUUGCCCUUUCUUUGUGAUGUUUAAUUAUUAUCAUGUAACUUAGGCUAGUGCAACUGUGUAUGUUUUAUUUUGUGUAUCUUGCAACUGUUUGUUGAUUUGUUGAAGAAAAUUAUAUUUUUCA